Messenger RNA from Drepanopeziza brunnea f. sp. 'multigermtubi' MB_m1, 1041 nucleotides. RefSeq lists its product as uncharacterized. The record is from RefSeq and is a predicted model, not a curated record. NCBI's taxonomy places the organism in Eukaryota, Fungi, Ascomycota, Leotiomycetes, Helotiales, Drepanopezizaceae.
AUGUCUUGCAAGGAGGUCACCACUUUCUAUCGACUUUGUGGGCACACCAUACGAGGAAUCAAGCACCAUGGGGCUUGUCUAUCCCGUCCUACGGUAGGAGAAGACCCCGAAUGUUGGAACCCUAUGCCCCUUAAGCCCGAGCACUACUACCUAGUAGGAUAUUGCAUCUACUGUUACAGGCUGGAGAUUCAUGGUCUGCUGCCCGAAACGCUCACACUUCACGACACCGGAUCAAUGCCCGUGUGCCAAAAUCCCGGGGACCACACGGAUCGAGAAAUUUCGAUGCUGGCCCAGAUUGCGCGGAGAGAGGUCGAGAACUACGAGAAGCCCACCUCGCGAAACCAAGCGAGGCAGAGGAACUUCCUCAAGACUCAGGACAUGAAUCGUCGUAAGCUGAGGUGGAUGACCGAUGCCAGGGCCUGGCUGAGGCUGCGAGAUGAUGACUUUAAUGCGGAUGAGCGGCCUUCGGUUCAUAUCUUGAAGCUCAACAACUGGAAUUUGCACCCCGGAAGCCCGCCGCUUCUCGUUCCCGCCGUGAGGCCUUUAGAGCAGGAGGAUGAGAACUGUACCAUCUGCAUGAGCCCGCUGUGGCAUUCUCAGCAGGAAUUGGACAGCGCCGACCCGACAGAGAGGCGGGAGAUAGUCGAGAGAGGCGAGGCUAUCGUGCUGCCUUGCUCUGACAACCACAGGUUCCAUGUCCAUUGCCUGCAACGGUAUCUGGAAGAGGUCCCGGACGACCCUGCCGGUCGGCCGGAUUAUCAGGUUCGAAAGUGCCCACUCUGCCGGGCCUUGUACAGGAUUCUGUACGAGCCGGGCUUUGGAGAGCCCGAGUGGAAUUACGACUUUGGCGCAGAAUCGUACUGGCAGGUCGGCGGCUUCAUCGACUUCACGCCGGUCGUUCCGCCACGACUACAGAAUUUCAGGCAAUAUGAAAGAUACGAUCGUUGGGGCACCAUCAGCUAUGAAGCACAUCAGCGUUUUGCCAACAACAACAACAACAACAACAACAACAACAACAAUAACAACAAUAACUUGAACUGA